This is a messenger RNA of Acytostelium subglobosum LB1, 1023 nucleotides long. RefSeq lists its product as hypothetical. The transcript is spliced from 5 exons. Gene Ontology annotation, molecular function: RNA binding; glutathione specific gamma-glutamylcyclotransferase activity; gamma-glutamylcyclotransferase activity. NCBI's taxonomy places the organism in Eukaryota, Evosea, Eumycetozoa, Acytosteliales, Acytosteliaceae. Gene Ontology annotation, biological process: glutathione catabolic process. The record is from RefSeq and is a predicted model, not a curated record. The coding region runs from base 1 to 1023 and encodes 340 amino acids. Gene Ontology annotation, cellular component: cytoplasm.
AUGUGUGAGGACUUUCUAGUUUACUUGUUUGGCUAUGGAAGCAUAUUAUGGAGACCUGGUUUCCCCUUCAUCAGAAAGUUCAAUGCCUAUAUCAAAGGCUAUAAAAGAAUGUUCUAUCAAGGUAGUACUGAUCACAGAGGUACUCCCGAUGCACCAGGUCGAGUAGUAACACUUAUCAAACAACCUGACGACUAUGAAAAGGAUGAUUGGAUCACUUGGGGAACUGUUUACUGUAUUCCUGACGAAGAGGCAGAGGUGAUACUGAAGAAUUUGGACUAUCGCGAGAAAGGUGGCUAUCAACGAAUAGAGACUGACAUAUUUAUUAAUGGCAAGGAAGGAUCGCAUGGAAAAGCGAUUCUCUAUGUAGCAACUACAUUGAACGAAGAGUACUUGGGCGAUGACACGAUGGACAACAUAGCCAAUCAAAUAUUCCGAUCAGUAGGUCCAAGUGGCAGGAACCUCGACUAUCUUCUCAAACUGGCUGCUAGUCUUAGAAAGAUGGAGGUCAGUGACGAACACGUGUUUGAACUCGAGACAAGGGUGUUGGAGAUGAUGCGCAUCCACAACAUCCCCUACCACCAUGAGGGAAAGACAAACGGCAUGACGGCCGACUCACCCCUCACUGCCACCUCAAGCAGCAGCAGUGACAUUGUUGCAUCAGAGACUCUAAUGCUUCAGAAGAAGUACUUUGUCGAACCGAAAGGAACACUGGUCAUUGAUGACGGCGCUGUUCAGGCGAUCAGUCAGCGUGCCAAGUCAUUGCUUCCGGUUGGUGUAGUACAAGUGAUUGGAGAGUUUGACUGUGACUCACUGGUAUCGAUUAUGGACUUAAAUCGCCAAGAGAUAUCCCGUGGUAUUUCAAACUACAGCAGUAAAGAGCUGUCAUUGCUCGUUGGCACUCACUCUGGUAAGAUCAUCAGUGUCCUUGGAUUCUCCAGAGGAGAGGCGGUUGUUACCAACAAGAAUUUGAUUCUGAACAAUACCUUCUUCUCAUAUCGUAUACAUAUGGAUUACUACCUAUGA